Messenger RNA from Sinocyclocheilus anshuiensis, 1857 nucleotides. RefSeq names its product protein FAM189A2-like. Bases 125 to 1603 code for a protein of 492 amino acids. The record is from RefSeq and is a predicted model, not a curated record. Gene Ontology annotation, cellular component: membrane. The transcript is spliced from 11 exons. NCBI's taxonomy places the organism in Eukaryota, Metazoa, Chordata, Actinopteri, Cypriniformes, Cyprinidae.
CAGUUGUUUAUUUCUUUAUAAAGACGGGCGGAUUUUCACUCUCAAGUAAUAUACGCACCAAAGAGCGCGUGAAUGUGGUCCUAGCAAGUCCGCAUUAAAGACAACGCAACACGAAUGUUUCGUCAUGGUCAUCCUCUCUGGGAUUAUAGGACUAACCACAUGGAAACGGCCAAUGCUUCUGCUGGUAAAUCUGUUUGUAUUGCUGUCAGUGGUCUGUAUCCUGCUAAACCUGGCAGGCUUCAUCCUCUGCUGUCAGGGGGCUCAGCUGGUCUCCAGUACCAUUAACUGCCAGCUGAAUGAGAAAGGUGAUCUCUGUUACUGUUGUUCAGAGAUUCCAAGCACACAGUGUCAAGGGGACAAGUUGAUUGAGAUCUACGCAGGUCAUGCAUGUGGCACAAUGAGAAUUCUGCUCAAGAAAGUGCUGUUUGCGUUGUGUGCGCUGAAUGCUUUGGCCACAGCUGUGUGUCUGGUGGCUGCUGCACUCAGAUAUCUCCAGAUCUUCUCAACCAGACGGCCCUGCAUGGAAGAGGCCAGGCCUGUUCCAGAGGAAGUGGAGGAGCAGACUCAUCUUCCUGACCCUGACGAAUUUGUCGCUCCGGCACCUCCUCCUUCAUACUUCUCCACCUUCUGCUCUUACACCCCACGCCUGGCUCGCAGGAUGUUUGGUGAUGGUAUGAUUCCUCUUCCUCAUAUAUAUGGUGCCAGAAUUAAAGGAGUGGAGGUCUUCUGUCCUCUAGACCCUCCUCCACCUUAUGAAGCUGUUGCAUCAAACCCAGCAGCACAGGCCCAGAAUACGGAGGUGCAAAUGACCGAUCUGACUGAGGUCCUGACAGAGAGUGCAGAGGCAGAGACGCCCAGUGAUGACAGGUGCCGUCAGACGGCCAUAUUGAGCCCCACACCCCCGGCACAGUCCAGACAGCCUCACAGUGCAGUCUCCUCCAGCAGAAAAGCUCACAGACCUCGCCUCCGCAGGUCCAACAGCGACCCCGUCCUGCUAGACCUGACCGCCAAAGUAAUGAGUUGUGAAGCAGCUACACAGACAGAAUUAGGUCCUGGUUCGGCUCCUGCUCCAGGCUCAGUGACUGUAACGGAGCAUGGGACGGUUACACUACGACAGGGCCAUGGCAAACGCAAGCCUCGUCCCAACUCUAUGGUGGACUACCAGAGCUAUAGAGACACAAAACUGCUGGUGGCCCGUUUUCUGGAGCAGUCCUCCUGCAGCUUGACCCCUGAGGUACAGGAGCUGGUCAACAGCAUCAAAACCGUGCUGCGCUCUGAUGAGGAGCACAUGGAGGAGGCCGUUCGCUGCGCCAGCUUCAUUGACCAGGCCAUUACAGUUUCAGAGGUUGCACCAGCACAGUCCACCCUCCGUAGGCAGACACAGAUGGAGCUGCCGCUGCGCAAGCGUCCGGGCAUCCUUCACCUGCGCAGCUGUGGCGACCUCAGCUCCUUCACAUGGGCACAGCUGCAGGCCGGGCCGGAGCACAGGACAGGUUCCCAUUCUGGAACUAACUCCAGAAUGGGUUCUCGGGCUGGAUCCCGUCGCAUGGGACAGGAGCGUCCACACAGCCUUAUAGGAGUCUUCCGAGAAACUGUCAUCUGAGUGACGUCUCAAACUGACUGUUAACCGAGGAAAUAGACUGUUUCAGCUGAAGGUUAUAGUGAACAUCACAACAUGAAGGAAGCUAAGCUUUGUAUAAAGUACAGAUGAGUACAGAUCACUUCGUUUUUAAAACAUCUGUUUUUGUUGUCAGUGUGUGUACUGAAUAUUAUUCAUUUUUAACUUUUUCAGUUGGAGCUGUUGGGAUUUACUGAUGUUUCUUUUUCUUUUUUCACAUUAUGCAUUAUGAUAAAACA